AUGGCGAGCGUUCAGCAGGGCGAGAAGCAGCUUUUUGAGAAGUUCUGGCGAGGAACCUUCAAAGCAGUGGCCACUCCUCGUCCCGAGAGCAUCAUCGUUGCUAGUAUCACGGCCCGCAAACCGCUGCCAAGGACAGAGACUCACGGCAUCCCCAUGGUCCCAGCCCAAGGUGGAUCAGAAAAGCUGAGCCAACGUCUGGCCACUGAGGCCUUGGGCACCAACAGCUGGGAAAGAGACAAGGCCUGUCGGGAACUGGGCCUUGCCAGAGCACACAGUGCCUCCCGGGACAGAGACUUGACUCCACCGCCUUCCUCCAGGGGGAAGAAGAAAAAGAAAAAAUCAACCCGGAAGAAGAGAAGGAGGUCCCCAUCCUAUAGUCCAUCACCUGUCAAGAAAAAGAAGAAGAAAAGUUCCAAGAAGCAUAAGCGACGCAGGUCAUUCUCCAAGAAAAGAAGGCACAGCUCCUCUAGCCCAAAAAGCAAAAGAAGGGAAGAGAAGAGGCACAAGAAACAAUCCCGAAGCCGGCCCCGAAAGUCUCACCGCCACCGCCAUCACCACUGUCCCUCUCGGUCCCAGAGCUCAGAAUCUCGCUCCUCCAGCUAUGAGAGCAGGCACCGAGGCCGGUCCCCUAAGGAAGGGCGGAAGUCCCGCCAAAGGCACUCCCGCCGCUGCUCCAAGACUCUCGGCAAGGCCAGCCCCGAGGCCCGGUCCAGCCAUCCUCCCAGCCAGCCUCUCCAGAUGCUCAGCUUCCUGUCGGCCAGGGGUGUAAUCACUGGGUCGGGGUCUGCCGCUGACCUCUUUACCAAAACAGCCAGUCCGCUCGCCACCUCCCGAGGACGCUCCCAGGAGUAUGACUCAGGCAAUGACACGUCCUCGCCACCCUCCACGCAAACCAGCUCAGCCAGGUCUCAGGGCCAGGAGAAGGGGAGCCCCAGUGCGGGUCACAGCAAAAGCCAGGAGCUCACCAGUGGCAACACCUCGGAUUCAGGGAAUUCCUUCACCACCUCCUCCCCCCAGAACAAAGGGGCCAUUCUGGAGAAUCUCUCGCCCCCCAGCAGGGGCAGAGAGUCAAGAGAAUUUCAAUCACCAUGUCUGGAGUGUGCCGAGGUGAAGAAGUCCAGUCUGGUUCCAUCCACAGCCCAAAGUUCCCCUGUAAAAGAGUGUUCCCGCAGCUCCUCCUAUGCCAGCACACGAUCCUCCAGUCGUUCCUCCAGAUCCCCAAACCCCAGGGCCUCUCCCAGGUACACUCGGAGUCGAUCCACCUCCUCUGAGAAAAGGUCCUACUCCCGCUCUCCCAGCUACUCCUCCAAGUCUGGCAAGAGGAGCCCGCCCAGCAGAAGCUCUCGGUCCCGCCGCAGCCCGAGCUACUCGCGCUACAGUCCCAGCAGGGAGCGGGACCCCAAGUACAGCGAGGACUCGCAGCAAAGGGAGCGAGAGAGAGCGCGCCGGAGGCGCAGGUCCUACUCGCCCAUGAGGAAGCGUCGGAGAGACUCCCCAAGCCACCUGGAAGCCCGCAGGAUAACAAGUGCCCGGAAACGCCCCAUCCCUUACUACCGGCCCAGCCCCUCCUCAUCCAGCAGCCUCAGCAGCGCCUCCUCCUGGUACAGCAGUAGCAGCAGCCGCUCAGCCAGCCGCAGCUAUUCCCGGAGCCGCAGUCAGAGCCGCAGCCGAAGUCGCAGCCGGAGCCAGAGGAGCCAGAGCCGGAGCCGGAGCAGGACCCGCAGUAGCAGCAGCUCUGGCUCCCGCAGCCCCAGCCUGGGUUCCCGGAGCCGGAGUCGGAGCAGGAGCCGGAGCUACAGCUCAGCAGACAGUUACUCCAGCACGAGGCGCUAA
This is a messenger RNA of Octodon degus (degu), 1833 nucleotides long. RefSeq names its product serine/arginine repetitive matrix 4 (gene Srrm4). The coding region runs from base 1 to 1833 and encodes 610 amino acids. Lineage: Eukaryota; Metazoa; Chordata; Mammalia; Rodentia; Octodontidae. Gene Ontology annotation, molecular function: mRNA binding. The record is from RefSeq and is a predicted model, not a curated record. The transcript is spliced from 13 exons. Gene Ontology annotation, cellular component: nucleus. Gene Ontology annotation, biological process: regulation of RNA splicing; mRNA processing; neuron maturation.